This is a messenger RNA of Platichthys flesus (European flounder), 1810 nucleotides long. RefSeq names its product dyskeratosis congenita 1, dyskerin (gene dkc1). The transcript has 15 exons. Gene Ontology annotation, cellular component: box H/ACA snoRNP complex. The record is from RefSeq and is a predicted model, not a curated record. Gene Ontology annotation, molecular function: pseudouridine synthase activity; RNA binding. Gene Ontology annotation, biological process: box H/ACA sno(s)RNA 3'-end processing; rRNA pseudouridine synthesis; snRNA pseudouridine synthesis. Bases 98 to 1639 code for a protein of 513 amino acids. NCBI's taxonomy places the organism in Eukaryota, Metazoa, Chordata, Actinopteri, Pleuronectiformes, Pleuronectidae.
ACUUUCCUCCAGAGGGGGCAGUAGAGAGCCCUCCAUCCGGAUGUUGUAAAACACCACAGAAGAAGGGAAGCGCGCGUCCGCUCAGUCUCAUUCCAAGAUGGCAGACACAGAGGCAUCAGUGAAGAAGAAGAAGAAGGUGAAGAAGAUGAGUGAAGAUGAAGUUGGGGAGAUUCAACAGAGCGGGGACUUCCUCAUCCGACCGGAGAGCAAGGUGGCGUCUCUGGACACGUCCCAGUGGCCCCUGCUACUGAAGAACUUUGACAAACUGAACGUGCGUACAGCUCAUUACACGCCACUGCCGUGCGGCAGCAACCCCCUGAAGAGGAGCAUCCAGGACUACGUCAGGUCCGGCUUCAUUAACUUGGACAAACCUGCAAAUCCCUCCUCUCACGAGGUGGUGGCGUGGAUCCGGAGGAUCCUGCGUGUGGAGAAGACGGGUCACAGCGGGACGCUCGACCCGAAGGUCACGGGGUGUCUGAUCGUGUGUGUAGACCGAGCCACGCGAUUGGUCAAAUCUCAGCAGAGCGCCGGUAAAGAGUAUGUGGGAAUCGUUCGGCUGCACAAUGCAAUAGAGAGCGAACACACUCUGGCUCGGGCGAUAGAAACGCUGACCGGCGCCUUGUUCCAACGACCGCCCCUGAUCGCUGCCGUGAAGCGUCAGCUGAGAGUCCGAACCAUCUACGAGAGCAAACUGAUCGAGUACGACCCAGAGAGGAGGCUAGGUAUCUUCUGGGUGAGCUGUGAAGCGGGAACUUACAUCCGGACUCUGUGUGUCCACCUGGGUCUGCUGCUGGGGGUCGGAGGUCAGAUGCAGGAACUGAGGAGAGUCCGAUCUGGAGUCAUGGGAGAGAAGGACCACAUGGUGACGAUGCACGACGUGCUGGACGCUCAGUGGCAGUUUGACCACAACAAAGACGAGUCGUACCUGAGGAGGGUCGUGUUCCCGCUGGAGAAGCUGCUGGUGUCUCUCAAACGUCUGGUGAUGAAGGACAGCUCCGUGAACGCUAUCUGCUAUGGAGCCAAGAUCAUGCUGCCUGGUGUGCUCAGGUACGAGGACGGCAUCGAGGUAAACCAGGACAUCGUCGUGAUAACAACCAAGGGAGAGGCCAUCUGCACAGCUGUUGCUCUGAUGACGACGGCGGUGAUCUCCACAUGUGAUCAUGGCGUGGUGGCAAAGAUCAAGAGGGUGAUCAUGGAGAGAGACACGUAUCCUCGGAAGUGGGGUCUAGGACCAAAGGCGAGCCAGAAGAAGAUGAUGAUUCAGAAAGGACUCCUUGACAAACAUGGGAAACCAAACGGCAGCACGCCGCAGGACUGGAAGAAGCAGUACGUGGACUUCAGCGUCUCCAAAGCUGGUCAAGAGGAAGGGUCAUGUGAUGCCACAGCAAAGAGGAAGAGGGAGGCGACGGACAGUGAUGGAGAGACGACAGCGGCAGCAGCGGAGCAGCCUGCCGAGGAAGUAAAGAAAGGGAAGAAGAAGAAAAAGAAAGAGAAGAGGAUUAAACUGGAGGAGGCGGGUGCUGAAGAAGAGGGGGCGGGUCUUGAUGAGACGGGGGCGGAGCCCAUUACAGAGGUUGUUGCUGCUGAAGGCGUGAAGAAGAAAAAGAAGAAGAAACAGAAAGAGGACGCACCAGAGUAACGACACGUGGACAGACUGUGACUGCACGCCAAGCAUUCUGGGAGUUGAAUUAUGGACUGUGUGAAUGCAGAAAAAGGACAUUUUUGUUUUUAUAUAAAUCUUUUUUUUAUUUUAUGUAAAUACCUGGACAGGAAGCCUGUUUGUAAUUUCAAAAUAAAAGUGUUUUCAGUA